Pogonomyrmex barbatus (red harvester ant) is the source of this 1419-nucleotide messenger RNA. RefSeq names its product F-box protein 42 (gene Fbxo42). Gene Ontology annotation, molecular function: protein binding; ubiquitin-like ligase-substrate adaptor activity. Gene Ontology annotation, cellular component: SCF ubiquitin ligase complex. NCBI's taxonomy places the organism in Eukaryota, Metazoa, Arthropoda, Insecta, Hymenoptera, Formicidae. The record is from RefSeq and is a predicted model, not a curated record.
UACCACCUUACAAAGAUCUACAGGAAUGCAAGCUUGUUUGUAAAAGAUGGUAUCGUGCUACCAAAACAAUGGAAAUUAUUUAAUGAAUUACAUAUAUACUCUAUAAAAUCAAACAAAUGGACUGCUAUAAACACUUUGGAAACUCCACCACCAACUUCUGCGCAUUCUGCAACAAUACAUAGAAACUUAAUGGUUGUUUUUGGUGGAGUUUGUAAUGGAUACAGUUCCAAUGAUGUAUGGUGUUUAAAUUUGGACUCAUAUUCUUGGCACAAACAAACUACAUCAAAUUUGAAGCCACAACCACGUUAUGGUCAAUCGCAAAUUGAAUUAGGAGAGAAGCAUUUGCUUGUACUUGGAGGUUGCACAGGACCAAAUGCUGCUAUGAAUGAUGCUUGGUUGUUAACAAUGGAAGGUAUGUCUUGGACAUGGAAGAAAGUUAAUAUGCACAAUACAGAAUGGGCCCCAACACGUAUUUGGUGUCAUCAAGCUUGUAAGAAUCACUGUAGCAAUUUUGGCACUAAGUUCAAGAAUAUCUGUGGGAAUUACAUCAUCGUACUUAGUAAAAAUAGACGUCAAGCGAAACCGAGUGAUAUGAGUAUCCCAUUGAAAAAAGUUACCUGUCAAAGGAGUACGUCGCCACGCUUGUGCGAAUUAAAUUUUUUGUCCGAAAGACAAGGCAACUUAUCUGUCAUGGAUAAAGAUGAAAAUAUAAAUGGACGACAUGGAGAGUUUUCUCGAUCACAUUCACAAAAUGCAAAUGUUUCAUCGCACAUAUCUAGUAUUCCAAAAACGAUAUCAUUUUAUAGUGAUAAUAUUUUAAGUAUGGCUGCGUUUCGUGAUCAACCUGUGCAUAGUAAUUUAAAUAUGAAUAGACAACGUCAAUUGGAAUCACUAAGAAGAAUGGAAGAGAAAAUCCGAAAUAAGAGGACACAACUGAUGAGAGCAUCCAAAAAAUCUGAGAAUACAUUAUCGAUAUUUGUAUUAGAUAUUACCAAUGUCCUUUCCGAUGACAGUAAUGCUUCAUGGAUUCCCUUGCAACAAAACGAUCAUUCGGGACCUGAUGAGAGAAUUUUGUAUUCUCUUGUAGUAGGAAGGGGAGAACUAAUAGUUUUUGGAGGUAUUCGUAAAGAACAUUCGACAUUAGGUCACACCGAUAUAGAUGAUUCUGUAGUAUAUAACGAUCUUUAUUUUAUAAAUCCUCCUCGAUAUGUUAUUUAAUAUAUAAAAGCAAUUAAAAGCAAUACCAUAUUACAUUUUAUAUUAUCAUGAUUUUGUUGAAAGAUUUUAUUUUUAAUCUGUGCAUAUACGCAUAAUUGUAAGUAGUAUUAAACAUUGUAAGAACGAUGUAAAACAUAUGCUAAAUCAUUGCACAACGAUAUAUUAUCCUUAACACUCUAAUUAUUUAAAUAUAUAUAUAUA